Molecule: messenger RNA, 1725 nt
Organism: Photinus pyralis (common eastern firefly)
Lineage: Eukaryota; Metazoa; Arthropoda; Insecta; Coleoptera; Lampyridae
Gene: Atg101
Product: autophagy-related protein 101
Exons: 1
Coding region: 204-860 (218 amino acids)
Biological process (GO): autophagy; autophagosome assembly
Cellular component (GO): phagophore assembly site
Source: RefSeq, a predicted model, not a curated record
GGUAUGAUGCUAUAACAACCUACUAACAAUAUCAACGUCACGUGACUCUCUAAAGUGGUACUGCGUAUAAGUAAAUGAAAGACGUACACACUCAGGUUUUAAACUGUGAUUUUUUUCUAUUGUACCUUUUCCUCGUAACCGUCGGAGUUACGUGUGUUUUAAAACUGUGUUGUGAAAAUAGUUAACCUUGUAUAUCGGACAAUAUGAAUGCAAGGUCUGAGAUUUUCGAACUUACCAUGGAAGGAAGGCAGGUCGACGAAGCUGUAGCGAGUUUAUUUCACACGAUAUUGUUUCACAGAUCGGUGGGAAAGUUUGUAUAUCAUGGUAGCAGUUAUUCUGUCGGUACCAUCGGUUACACAGACAUCGAUUGUGAUUUUAUCGAUUUGACUUACGUGUGCUGUACGUCUAGUAGUUUAGACAGGACGCUUAAAAGAGAGAUCUCAAACUUUUCAGAGUUGCUUCGCGGUAGUGACGGUACAGGCAUAGGUCAAAUUAGUUUGGAAUUUUUUCAAAAGAAGCCGAGUCGUUGGAUGCUACCUCCCGAGUGUUCGCCGUGGGAAGUUUGGACGAUUAGACUUGAAUUAAUUAGUUUAACCAAUGAAGAUGAAAGACAAGUGUGUAGGGAGAAAGUGGGUGAAAUUUUGACAGAUAAAAUACUGUAUAUCACCGAGGUAAUGAAUAGAGAAGAAUAUAUACCAAAAGUGCCAGAUCAGGCCGACUUAAAUCAAAUAUUCGAUACAUCCUAUCACGACAUACAACCGUAUUUAUUCAAGCUUCGCUAUUCUUUAUCCGGUCCGUCCUCGGAAACAUCAGUAGGUUCCGCUAUGAAAAAGUUGAUUAAAGAGACUUUAUCGCUGUAAAGCAACAUUCCUUCGGCCAGUGUUUUUAUUGCAAUAAGAAAUAUUGUCGUAGCAAUUUGUGUAUUUUUUCAUUGCAUGUAUGUAAAUAAUCGUUAAAAAUACUUGAAAGUUUAUUGUGUUGUAUAAGAUGUUAAUCACAUUUAGCUUGACAAAUAAAAUUUGAGAUAUCUAUUUAAAUAAUAAUUAUCGCAUAAUGUGUUAUCAUUAUAAAUGUAAACCAAGUACUUUCACUCUGAAUAUAAUCGGUACUAAUAUAAUUUACUGCACUAUGAUAGUUUGCUCUACUUAUAACAUAACAGCAGUUCUCAGAGUGAGUGUAUUGAGUGACUCUUUACUCAUCAUGACACGUUAAACAAUUUGAGGCAGAGUGCCUUUAAUGUGUCAUGCUGUUUUUUAUUUUGUAUAUAACAAUGAACACAAUUUUACAUCACAGUGUGAAACCUGAGUUUCAAUUCUUUUAUUACGCUUACGGUGACAAGUGAAGAAAAUAAAAUUUUUACUAACAUCCUUUAGUCUUUUCAGUUAUGUAUUAGAGGCAGUUGGUAUUUCCUAAUAAAAGAGGCCAACUUUGCAUCAAACACAUGAAUUAUUUUUCCUUUAUUGGAAAUGUCCACUGCCUUUUCAUGUAAAUUAUGUAAACAACACACAUAGUCAGAACCAGACCAGAUAGUUAUAAACAAAGUAACACAUAUUUUUAAGAAAUUCCUCGAGCUUGAUACUUGAUAUCGCAGUGUGGUAGCUCUAGUUUGUAAAUAUAAUAAUAUGAAUAAAAGUGAUUUGAUUACUUAACGCAAUUAAGCAAAUUUAAUUUAUUUUAUAAACAAUGAAAAUCGGGAAUGUUUGAUUAAAGUAUGAUUUAAUACGA